Bacillus rossius redtenbacheri is the source of this 4020-nucleotide messenger RNA. It is a transcript of the gene Unc-115a, whose product is annotated as actin-binding LIM protein 3. The coding region runs from base 217 to 2529 and encodes 770 amino acids. Gene Ontology annotation, molecular function: actin filament binding. Gene Ontology annotation, biological process: lamellipodium assembly; cytoskeleton organization. The record is from RefSeq and is a predicted model, not a curated record. NCBI's taxonomy places the organism in Eukaryota, Metazoa, Arthropoda, Insecta, Phasmatodea, Bacillidae. The transcript has 19 exons. Gene Ontology annotation, cellular component: actin cytoskeleton.
ACUUCUCCCCCUCCUGCUUUUGGUCAAUAUGAACUCGUCCUUUUGUACUUAGGCUUUUAGAUAAGAAUGUUAGGGCGGUUCAGUAGUUUGUGCAAUUGCGAACUUGGUCUAUUGGGGCGCUUUUCAGUGUAAAAAUGAAUGGCAGAUGACGUUACUGUGUAGUGUGUAGUAACCGUGGAAUUUUGAUUCUAUUUAACUGCUUCAGCAUCAACCAGAAUGGGUAAAACAUUUUGCCAGAACUGCAAGAAAAAGUGUUCCGGAGAGGUGUUGAGAGUUCAGGACAAGUAUUUCCACAUCGGCUGCUUCAAAUGCCAAGUGUGCAAGAACUCGCUGGCGCAGGGGGGGUUCUUCUGCAAGGACGGGGCGUACUACUGCACGGCCGACUACCAGCGCCAGUUCGGCACCAAGUGCGCCGCCUGCGGGGACUACGUGGAGGGCGAGGUGGUGUCUGCCCUCGGCAACACCUACCACCAGAAGUGCUUCACCUGCGCCCAGUGCAGGCAGCCGUUCCCGUCGGGAGAGCGCGUCACCUACACCGGCAAGGAGGUGCUGUGCCAGAAGUGCAUCAAGAUCCCGGUGCGGGAGAGCCAGUCGCCCCAGGCCAGCCCGUCCAGCACGGGCGCCCCAGAGUGCGCUGGCUGCCAGGAGCCGCUGAAGGACGGCCAGGCGCUGAUAGCUCUGGACAGGCAGUGGCACAUCUGGUGCUUCAAGUGCCACACCUGCGGGGCAGUGCUGCACGGGGAGUACAUGGGCAAGGACAGCAUCCCGUACUGCGAGAAGGACUACCAGAAGCAGUUUGGGGUGAAGUGCGCCUACUGCAACCGAUACAUAUCCGGGAAGGUGCUGCAGGCGGGCGAUAACCACCACUUCCACCCGACCUGCGCCCGCUGCACCAAGUGCGGGGACCCCUUCGGCGAUGGAGAAGAGAUGUAUCUGCAAGGCACGGCCAUAUGGCACCCGCGCUGCGGCCCGGGCCCCACGGAGAACGGCACCGUGCUGAACGGCUCGCUGGAGAACGGCCACUGCACGGACGGCGAGAGCACCAAGGACGGGCGGGAGUUCGACCGCAUGAGCAGCUCCGGGAUGAGCGAGAUGCAGUAUUCCAUUCGUUCUCGCACUCCAAGCUUUAAUGGUUCAUUAUAUAGCCCCUACAAUAGCUUGUCGAGAAAGUACCACCGCACUGGCAGCCCCGGACUGAUCCUGCGGGAGUACAAGAGCCACCAGUACCCGGAGGACAUCAGCCGCAUCUACACGUACAGCUACCUGACGGAGGAGCCGACCCACGGCUACCUCAAGAGACCAGUCGACCCCUACGACAAGCCGCCCACCUCCCCGCACUUCCACCGACCCUCCUCGGCCCAGUCACGCGGCAGCGGCAAGUUCAGCCUCAAGUCGGGCUCGCACAAGUCGGGGAUGCGGGUGAUGGCGGACAGCAUCCGGUCGGAGACGCCGCGCCCCAAGUCGCCGCACAUGAACAACGAGGAGCCCAUAGAGCUGGCGCACUACCCCGCAGCCAAGAAGCCCGCCCCCGGCGAGAAGCCCAAGAUAGAGCGCGACGACUUCCCCGCCCCGCCGUACCCCUACACGGACCCCGAGCGGAGGCGUAGGUGGUCAGACACGUACAAGGGGGUGCCGAUAUCAGACGACGAAGAGGACCAGGUGGACGGGGAGAAAACCGACGGCAAGGGAGAGGAGAAGAAACUCAAGAAGGAGGAGGAGGAGCUGAGCAAGAUCGCGACGGGCAUCGGCAAGGUGUUCCUGCAGAGCGUGCGGGAGCGGGAGAAGCUGCGGCAGUGGAGGAUGGCACACCUGGACCCUCGCAACGCCUCGCGCACGCCCUCGGCCGCCCGGGAGCCGGCAUACCGCCUGCGCUACGAGUCCCCGGUCAACGCCUCGCCGUCGCGCAACGUGGACCACCCGCGGCCGUGGGAGGAGGACGAGCUGAUCGACCGCAGCUCCAGCUACCGCUCGUCCGUCGGGCGCUCGAUCGGCACCAUCCCCAGCUACAACGUGGUGAGCGCCCUCCGCCACGUGCCCAAGCCGGGGUACGGCCUGGCCGCUCGCUCUCACACCUUCAGCAGCACGGGCGGCAGUGUGUCCAACAUCGGAGGUGACUUCUCGUUCAGCGCCAUGGGCGACAAGACCCACAGCACGGAGUUCAGCAGCGGCAAGUCGGACAUUUCAACCGGCUCCAUUUCCGAGGUGGACAGGCGGGCCCUGAACGCUGAGCUGCCGGCGUCCAGCACCUUCGCGCCGGGGCUGCGCUACGCUGCGUCGUACAGCCCCCACCUGCGCCGCUCGCUGCCCAACAUGUCCCACCCCAUGUCCACGGAGCCCGCCAAGGUCUACCCCUACCACCUGCUGCAGAUCUGCAACUACCGCCUGCCCGCCGACGUCGACCGCCUCAACCUGGAGCGCCACUUGUCGGACACGGAGUUUGAGCUGGUGUUCCAGUGCAGCCGUGUUGACUUCUACCGGAUGCCUCAGUGGCGUCGCAACGACAUCAAGCGGCGGGUCAGGCUGUUCUAGACCGCUUACAGCUGCGUAGUCUCUCCUUUUUGCCAGCAUUUCAGCUUCUCUUCUGUCACGGGGGGCCGCAUCGCCUCUCUGUUUUACUCUUCGACUUGUCGCUUGCACCCAGGGCUCACGAGUGCAGUGUGCGAUCGCAUUGGCGUGACGAACUGAAAGGUUUUUGUCUGCAGCUGUUUUCCGGCUUGAGUGUAAAUACGAGUAUUUCACGGCACCUUACGGACGUGUGUGCACAAAACCCGUCAGACUGCUUCCUAGCAACACUUACAUGUCUACUGUAGAGAAUGUGUAUUGUAUUUUUAAAAAGGUGGAUUAUUGUUAUUCAGUUUAUUUUUAACGGGACAGUUGUAAUUUGUCUCGUCUGCCGUUUUCCGUGUAAUCCAUUGUACAGGAGAAUACUCCAGGUUAGUUAGUCGGUAGCGUCGUUAUUCACAGUUUACGUUUUGUUUCGAUUCUUAGAUUCUCACAGUGUUGUUGAGUCUGUGCCUGCAUUUAAAGUUGUGCUUGUUGGGGGGGGGACGGCUGCUUCGGCCUCACAGUGGUGCCAACAGUUAAGCUAGCGCAGCUACCCAGCAUUUGUCGUUCCUACACGAGGGGCCGCGUCAAAUCGCGGCUUCACCCAGGUGCAUGUGGAAAUCUUUUCAGUAUCUGUGUAUGUUUGCAGUGCGAGUGUUUUACCUAAAGCCUGCCUGAGGAAUCUUCUGUAAUUUAUGUGUAAAUGCAUUAGGACAUUGCAUAUUGUGCAGCAAUUGGGGGAUUUUAUUUUUUAGCUUAAGCAUUGGAUAAACACAAAAUGGUAGUUACACUUUCACGUGUUUGAACAUGCAUCUCUUUUAAAAGUGUGACAUUUCCUCUCUCUAAUUUUUAAGUAGAAUAUUGCUGUUAUACAUUAAGAGGGUUUUUUUUUUCUGACACGCAAAAAUAUAAUUCAUGUCUUUCAUUGAGGCUGAUUUUCAAAGUAAUCUUUGCUUGUCGAUCGGCUGGCUAUUCGAAGGGCUGUUGUCCAUAAGUGAAUCCAGGAAGAUAUUGGGUGCUGUUUUAAGCUUUUGGCAAAUGCUUAAUAUCCUUCAAGUUGAUGCUGUAGCCGUAACACUUACCCAGGUUGCUUUUUCCGGUAUAAUAAUAACUAAAAAUAAAAUUUUUAAUAGUGUGUGUUACUACAUGAAGAAAAUUUCUGAUUCCAAGUUAGCUCCCUUAGACCAAUAUCGUGUGUUUGUUCCAUAACAUAUUGUUACAGUUAUUAAUGUCUGUUAUUUUAAGACAACAGCCCUAAGUUGCAAUUUUUUAUUGUAUUUUUCUGGUUUUAUUCACUGGGUAUUGGUAUGCCACUCAUUAGUUAUUAUUUUUGACACCACUUGAAAUAUUCUGUGGACUUGUAAAAAAAAAAUUGUUGUGAAUAAUGUAUUUAGUUUUUUUAGUAGUGUUGAAAUAUCGCGAUUAAAAUGACUUCUGUAUAUUCUUUAUGGAAUAAAGGAGAUAAUGUGGAUUGGA